This is a messenger RNA of Cicer arietinum (chickpea), 1483 nucleotides long. Its product is annotated as F-box/FBD/LRR-repeat protein At3g26920-like. NCBI's taxonomy places the organism in Eukaryota, Viridiplantae, Streptophyta, Magnoliopsida, Fabales, Fabaceae. The record is from RefSeq and is a predicted model, not a curated record. Gene Ontology annotation, molecular function: protein binding.
UCUUACCCUGUAAUACUCAUAAUUCAUUCUGUUCUCACUCAAAAAAACGAUAUUUCUUCCUACUCAAAAGUUCUGAGACUAUGACGACAGUAACAACAUAUAACCACGAUGAAAAUGAAGAAGACAGAUUGAGUGGUUUACCUGAAGGCAUUUUACUUCACAUAUUAUCGUUUUUGACCGCUAAAAAGGCCGUCCAAACUUGCAUACUGUCCAAAAGAUGGAACAAUCUCUGGAAGCAUGUUCCCACCCUUGAAAUAUAUUAUUCCCACUUUACAAUUUUCAGAAGUUUCACCCAAUUUAUCUAUCAGAUUUUAUCUCUUCGUGAUCCCUCAAGCGCACUACACACUCUCAAUAUUAAACAUAUUAACCUCUAUCAUUUAUUGGACGCUAAACUACUCAAAACUGUUUUAAAUUAUGCAGUUUCAUACAAUGUUGAGCGAUUACAAAUGCGUUUCAAAAGUGAUAUUAAAUAUUUUCCGCCUUGUUUAUUUUCAUCUCACACAUUAAAGUAUCUUGAACUUUAUGUUAGUCAUAGCUCACAUAUAAUAUUUCCUAAUUCUCUGAAUUUGCCAGAAUUAACCACUCUGUCUCUACGACACUUUUACUUUGGUUGCGACGGCGGUCGUGUUGAGCCUUUUUCAACAUUUAAUAAGUUGAAGAAUUUGAAGAUUUUUCUUUGUUCAGUUGUUGGUGGUGAAAACCUCUUCAUAUCAAGUGCCACGCUUGCCAACUUAAUACAAAUUGGCUAUCCUUAUCUUGGGAUCAAAUUCGAGUUAUACACUCCAAGUCUUUGUUACUUUGAGUUUGAAGGUACUCCUUUUCAGAAACUAUGUGGGAGAAACAACAAUCUCUCUUCUGUCAAACAUGCAAAUAUUAAUCUAGAAGCGCGUCCAAUUCAUGAGGAUACUCCUUUGGCUCUAUUAAACUGGAUGAUUGAGCUUGCUAAUAUCGAAUCAUUGACAGUUUCUCUAACUGCUCUUCAGGCUCUCUCGUUAGUUCCUGAUUUUUUGAAGGUCAAAUUUCGUUCCUUAUGUAAAUUGAAGUCACUAAAAGUUGAAGCAGACUUGUUACACCCAUCCAUACCUCAUGGAGUAAUUAAAUUUUUGAUUCAAAACUCACCAUCAGCAAAGGUUGAGUUCAUAUCAGACAUUGAUUAAGCUUUCACAGGAGCUUCAGAAUUAUGAAGUUGGCGAAGAAGAUGAAAAAGUGGACUACAAAGUAGAGAACAAACGAGUGGAAGAAAAGAGCAGUAAUCUAUUCGUUAUUUCCUGUUUUUUCUUCAUAUUAGGAUUCUGAUUUGCUUCUCAAGUCCUAUAUUUUGAAUUGCAUGUUUGGAAUUUCAUGAACUUUUAUUUUGAAUUCUUUUGUUUUUGAGUGAUUUAUGUGGGAGAAGAGUUUUAGCUUAUUUGAUUAAUAAAAUUUAAACCUAAGGAUUAUUUUAUAUAUUCAUAGGGGAUGAAAGUACCUCUAUAAAAUUUACACA